Molecule: messenger RNA, 324 nt
Organism: Lucilia sericata (common green bottle fly)
Lineage: Eukaryota; Metazoa; Arthropoda; Insecta; Diptera; Calliphoridae
Product: neuropeptide-like protein 32
Exons: 1
Coding region: 1-324 (107 amino acids)
Source: RefSeq, a predicted model, not a curated record
AUGCGUUAUUUCUUACUAUUUAUCAUAUUGGUUGUAGUCGGUGUAAUAACGGCAUUACCAACUUCUACCGGGAAUGCGGAAAAGGGAACGAAUUUGUUAGAAGUCGCUGAUGCUGGAGACUUACAUUCCAAUGAUGGCGUUCGUGAAGCCCGUCAUUGGGGAGGCGGAUGGGGAGGCUGGGGCGGUGGUUGGGGUGGUCGCUGGGGUGGAUGGGGCGGCGGUUGGGGUGGUCGCUGGGGUGGAUGGGGAGGUGGCGGAUGGGGAGGCUGGGGUGGUCGCAGAUGGGGAGGAGGCUGGGGUGGAUGGGGAGGUGGUUGGGGAUAA